AUACAAACAUUCGAUAGAUCUUGAUUUCCUUUUUUUCUAUCUUUGAUUUUUAAUUUCAAAUCGGAACGUUUUCAAUUUCAGAGAAACGAAUUUGUGAGAAUUUGAAGAUUCACUACAGAGCUAUCAAAAUGACUUCGAAUCGUGCCAUUUUAAGGAGUGGCAUGUCAUUGGACGAUGAGUUCAAUAAAUGUCAAGAAAUCGAGUUUACACACGCACAGUUCCUAUUUCGAUCGUACCUUUUUCCAUUUGUCUAUUUAUUUGGAAUCAUAUCAAACUCCAUUAACAUAUGUGUCUUCUCACAGAAAUCUAUGCGGAAUCAUACAGUUAAUUGGUUUUUCCUAGCACUUUCCUUCUCCGACCUUUUGACACUUGUCGCAUCAAUCUUCGUGUUCUCAGUUCCAGUUUAUGCUGAAAACUCCCACAAUCCAGAGUACAUCGACUUAUCUGUUCAAUUGAUUGUAUGGUUCUACCCACUUGCACAAAUUGGACUGACAAUGUCUGUUUAUGUUACAAUUCUUGUUUCAGUACAUAGAUAUCUUGGAGUUUGUCACCCUUUUUUGAUCCGUCGAAUCUCCAAUUCAAAUGCAGUGAAAGCAGUUAUAGUGGCUGCAAUUGUUUUUGCAUUUGUAUUCAAUGCGAGUAGAUGGUUUGAACUUCAUGCUCAGCCAUGUUCAUUUGGAACUGAAGGACAGACAAACUCGUCUGUUGUUUAUCCAACAUCUCUGAUGAUGAAUCGUAUGUAUACUCUUAUUUUCCGAAAUGCAGCUUAUACAAUUGUCAUGUUCUUCCUACCAUUUGCUAUUUUAACUUAUGUUAAUCUUCGAAUAAUUGCAACACUCAAACAGUCAUAUAAAAUGAGAAAAGCGAUGACAACAUCUCGAUCAAAAAGAAGUGAUUCUACAGUACCCACUGACACAAUCGUUACAAAAAUUGAUGGAUAUUCGGCAGUUGUUCCAGUUGAAAACGGAGAAAAAGGAAAUGGAAUUCUCAUGGGUGGAGCUAACAAUGGAAGUGUGAAAAAUGACAAAAAAGAAAAUGGAGUGACUGUAAUGCUUGUGGCAAUCACAACCGAAUUUUUACUCUUCAACCUGAUUGCAUUUGCCACAAAUAUUAUUGAAUUAUCAAGUAUCAGAUUUUUCGCUGAUCUAGAAACUCUAUUGGUGGAGCUAUCAACAUUUCUGGUGAACGUCAACGGGGCGUCGACAAUUAUAAUUUAUUUAAUUUUUGGAAGCAAGUAUCGCAAUGUGUUCAUUCGACUUUUUCGAAAAAAUUUGGGGCACAAUUUUUGUGGUAAAUCCCCAAAACGUCCGAUUGGGUAUUCUCAAGCUCAUUUCGAGACAACUCAACUUCUGGAUAAUUCCAGAUUUGAUUUAAAUAGAAGCAAGCAAGCGAGCGUUAUUCGAAAAUCCGAUCUUUCACCUUCCACUCGAUCAUCUUCCUCGAGAAGACCAACGAAUUCAUGAAAGUUCGAAACAUUCUUAAAUAUUUGUGCUCUCUAAACCUUUCAAAUUACGGGUAUUCUCUAUCGGGUUAAUAUAUUUUUCAAGUAAACCUUCCCUUCUCUUUGAACUAAUUAACAUAAAGUUUUCAACAUAUAUUUAUGAUUGAAAAAAAUUGAAAUAAACAUAUGACAUUAUA
This is a messenger RNA of Caenorhabditis elegans, 1638 nucleotides long. It is a transcript of the gene frpr-15, whose product is annotated as G-protein coupled receptors family 1 profile domain-containing protein. Gene Ontology annotation, molecular function: G protein-coupled receptor activity. The coding region runs from base 129 to 1463 and encodes 444 amino acids. NCBI's taxonomy places the organism in Eukaryota, Metazoa, Nematoda, Chromadorea, Rhabditida, Rhabditidae. Gene Ontology annotation, cellular component: membrane. The transcript has 8 exons. Gene Ontology annotation, biological process: signal transduction; G protein-coupled receptor signaling pathway. The record is from RefSeq and is marked reviewed.